Molecule: messenger RNA, 1344 nt
Organism: Maniola jurtina (meadow brown)
Lineage: Eukaryota; Metazoa; Arthropoda; Insecta; Lepidoptera; Nymphalidae
Product: alpha-tocopherol transfer protein-like
Exons: 7
Coding region: 350-1198 (282 amino acids)
Cellular component (GO): membrane
Molecular function (GO): phosphatidylinositol bisphosphate binding
Source: RefSeq, a predicted model, not a curated record
UUUUCCAUUGCAUACACAUCACCUCCACUCUCAGCAUGACGAGCUGUUUUUAUUUGACGCCAACUGUACAUGAUUGUCAUAAUAAUAUUAUUUCUUCUUUUCUGUAGUCAAAUUACUUGUAAUAAAUAUUGUAGUAGGAAACGAGAUGAAUCACUGUACAAAUUACAAAACUCUUGCGACGCGUUCGCAAUGACAUGGAACCAAGCCCCAAGGUCCCAGUGCUAGCGGAGUCGUGCCGCUCACUUGACGUAUUACAAGUUUUUUUUAUUAUAAUAUUUUUGUGAAUGUGAUUAUCGCACUUGGGUGUCAAUUAUUCGCCAUACAAUCGUAAGUAGCUUCAAUAUAUAUUAUGUCUAAGAAAGUCUCAGAAGAACAAUCAAAAUGUGUUCAGCAAUUAAGAGAGUGGGUAAACAAACAGCCGCAUCUUCCAAAAGAUAUAGAUGACAAACUUCUACUGCGUUUCGCCCACAGCUGUUACUACGAUAUAGAGAAAGCGAAGGCUACCUUAAAUUUGUUUUUCUCAGUGAGAUCAAAUUGCACUGAUUUAUUGACCAAUCGUGACCCUUUGUCUCCACAUAUGCAGAAGAUUCUCAAAAUCAUAAAUCUCGGAACCUACACAACAUCGGAUAACAGAUGCCUAUUCGUGUAUCAAAUAAAUGAUCCAGGUCUUGAAAACUAUGACUAUACCCUGGAUACGAAGCUUUUCUUUCUAAGCACGGACGCGAGAUUCCUGGACAGCGACGUACUCCAUGAGGCUGACAUAGUGCUCAUGGACGUCAGAGAUGUGACCCUCAGGUUUCUUACGAAGAUGAAUAUCUCCGUUGCUAGGAGAUUGUCUAAAUAUCAGGAGGAUGCGAUCCCGAUUAGAUUAAAGCAGGUGCACGUGAUCAACGCACCGCCAUUUAUAGACAAAAUAUACGGAGUUCUGAAGCCUUUCAUGAAGAAAGAGGUUACUGAACUGAUACAUUUCCAUCCGCCCAAAUCCGAGACCUUGUACAAAUACAUAAAGAAGGAAGACUUGCCUGAAGACUAUGGCGGCUCCCGACCCUCCAUGGCCGAAAUUACGGAGGACACUAUCCAACUUAUUAUGAGGCUGCGAGAGCAGUUAAUAGACGAAAACCUGUGGCGAGUUCCUGAAAAGAAUAAGACUGAUGCCUCUAUAGACGUUGGAUCAUUCCGAACACUUGCCAUAGAUUAAUGUUUCACUGUGUAUUUUUGUAGACAAUUUUUUUUUUUCAACCGACUUCAAAAAAAGAAAAUGUUCUCAAUUCGACUGUAUGUUGUUUUUUGUAUAUUAUGUUUGUUACUCGAUUACUCCGUCAAAUAUAAACCGAUUUUGAUAAU